AUGGCCGGUAGAGCGGGCAUGAAACGUGAUGCUAAUCAUUUGACGACACCAGAGGCCGAUUCUAAGAAACCCAAGGCCAAUGGAAGCAUCACUUCAUUCUUCGGGGCCCCCAAAAGCAAACCCAACGAUCCAAAGCCCACUUUGUCUUCAUCGAGCUUCAACAAGCAGAAAUGGGUCGACUCAUUGACUCCAGAACAAAAGGAGCUCCUCCAACUUGAAAUUGACACUCUCGACGAGAGCUGGCUGGCACAGCUUAAGGAGGAAGUCGUCAAGCCGGAGUUCCUAGCGCUGAAGCGCUUCCUCCAGAAGGAAAAGCAAUCGGGGGCUAAAGUCUUUCCUCCCGAAGAAGAUAUCUACUCAUGGUCUCGUCAUACGCCUCUCCACAAGGUGAAGGUGGUCAUCGUCGGCCAAGAUCCUUAUCAUAAUUAUAACCAGGCUCAUGGUCUUGCAUUCUCCGUCCGCCCUCCAACUCCUGCCCCGCCUUCCCUCGUCAACAUUUUCAACGAAAUUCAUAAUGACUAUCCCUCUUUCCAAAGACCCGCAAACAAGGGUGGCCUUCUCAUACCCUGGGCUGAGCGUGGUGUAUUAAUGCUAAACACUUGCUUGACUGUACGCGCACACCAAGCCGCUAGCCAUUCAAACAAGGGAUGGGAAUUGUUCACGCAGAAAGCCAUAGACUUGGUGGCCCGAGUACGGACGCGCGGAGUUGUUUUUCUUGCAUGGGGAACACCCGCAGGGAAGCGUGUGACAGGCAUCAAUAGAGCGAAGCAUUAUGUUCUGCAAUCGGUCCAUCCAAGCCCGCUAAGUGCGUCAAGAGGAUUCUUCGGAAACCAACAUUUUAAAAAAUGCAACGAGUGGCUUGCUGAACGUUAUGGUGCCGACGAAGUCAUCGACUGGUCAUUGACUUCGAAGAGCAAAAUCAGCUCACCUUUUAGCACCAUCCAAAGCCCUGCUCUCACUGGUGCCCCGAAAAAUCCUAUCGCUAAGGAGUCGGAUGCUAGUUUGGUGAAGGAAGAGGUUUCCAAAACAACAGAGCCUGCCAAAUCUACCGAGGCCGUUGACGAGUUUGAAGACGAUCUCGAUGCGCUGGAAGCCCUAGCAGCAGCAGAAGUGACCAGGUAG
This is a messenger RNA of Aspergillus neoniger CBS 115656, 1122 nucleotides long. RefSeq names its product uracil-DNA glycosylase. The record is from RefSeq and is a predicted model, not a curated record. The transcript has 3 exons. NCBI's taxonomy places the organism in Eukaryota, Fungi, Ascomycota, Eurotiomycetes, Eurotiales, Aspergillaceae. Gene Ontology annotation, biological process: base-excision repair; base-excision repair, AP site formation via deaminated base removal. Gene Ontology annotation, cellular component: nucleus; mitochondrion. Gene Ontology annotation, molecular function: uracil DNA N-glycosylase activity. Bases 1 to 1122 code for a protein of 373 amino acids.